UGAAUUUGUUAAUCAGGCAGUGGAAAAAGAACUAAGCCAAACUGAAAAGCAAGAGAAAGAACAAUUAAGAAAAAAAUUAAUCACCGCCUAUAAAAGAAUGGCAAAAAAUAAAAAACUGCAAAAAGAAUUAAAAAUAAUGGAAGCAGCCUCCAUUAGUGACAUAGGCAAAAAAUUAGCCGCAGAUGAUCGCAAACCCAUUCGUCCGGUCUUAGUUAUUAGUGAUGAUAUCCAAAAUGAGUAUGAUGAGUGGAUAGUAGCAGUUCCUUUUACUACCGAGGAUAUUAAGCAGGUUGAACCUUUUGAGGUUUAUGUUGAAAAUGCCAAAGAAAAUGGCCUAGAUUAUCCCAGUAAACUUCAAUUCAAUUAUCCUUUUACGGUGGAUAAAGGAAGAUUGAAAGCAUGUUUAGGAAAGGCUAGCAGGGAAGUAAUGGAACAAGCCAAAAAGGCUUGA
This is a messenger RNA of Racocetra persica, 451 nucleotides long. The record is from the annotation of a GenBank genome assembly. Lineage: Eukaryota; Fungi; Glomeromycota; Glomeromycetes; Diversisporales; Gigasporaceae.